AUGGAGGCCAACUCAACUGUUUCGAAUCUUCCUCGUCAAUUGGCCCAGAUCGUGGCUGGUAGCAUCGAUGGCAGAACUGGCAACAUCAGAUAUCGCCAGAAAGAAUUCCACCGCCUACAAAACUCCAUUCUUGAGAACUUGAAUGAGUUCAAGCAGGCUAUUACAGAUGACUCGGGCAACACCCCAGAAGAGGUGCAGAUGGAGGUCACUUUGGCUUUGAAAGAGAUCCACACGCAUUACGCCUCUCUCGAUGUUGCGAGAAACUUGGAAGUCGAAUACAGAAUCGCAAAUGGUAAGGAUAACAGAGAUCAGAAGAGAGGUGCUGGGAUUGUUUAUGUCAUUCCCUCGCAGCAUACCCUCUUCUACUCUGUGAUCGCGGCCCUUAGCGCGGCCCUUGCGGCAGGGAACUCCUUCGUUGUCGAGAUUCCCAAGACCACAUUGCGAGUUUCUUCACUUCUUCGCUCGAUUCUUCCCAAGACUCUCGAUAGGGAUACAUUUGCCAUCGUUGAGACACGACCGGAUGAUGGUUUUCUUCGCUCGGCUAUUGUAUUGUCUCAGCAGUCACAACCAGAGGAGCUGCGUACAGUGGCUAUAGUGGAUCGCACUGCCAAUCUGGAAGAUGCAGUAGUCGACCUUGUCAUUUCUUGUUUUGCAUUCAAUGGUCGCUCCCCAUAUUCGCCCGAUGUCAUUCUUGUGAAUGACUUCUGCGUUCAGCCUUUUAUUGAUCUGUUGAUCAAGCAUGCUCCGAGUUAUUUGGGUCGUGGAUUGCAACAGGCCAAGAAGGUGCCAAGGAAAGGCAGCGGUGCCUCCCUGUUGGAACGUAUUGCAUCAGAAGAGGGUUGUCAAGUCGUCGUUUCUGGGACUGGUUGGGCCGUGGCGAAGGUUCAAGAUCGGAACUCUUUUCUCCUGAAGUCCAAGAUUGAUGAGCGGCUUCUCUUGAUUCACCAGGUCGCGAGUUUAGAUGACGCGAUCAACUUCUGCAAUUCCAUGGGCACACUCAAUGCAACCUAUACCUUUGCUGCACCCACUGCGGCGAAGUAUAUCUCUGAAUCAAUCGAUGCCGGAUUGGCAUGGAUCAACCAUGUCCCUUACGAUAUGCUAAUUGGCCCAGUUCUUCCUCUCAACACCGCUCUUAGUCAAGAAACCCGGUAUGCACCGGAUCUCUUCCAAGUAUCCCGAGGUCAGAUUUUGCACAAGUCGCCAAAUACACUUUUAGCAAAAUCUCUGCUGAAGUCAGCCGGUAAGCCGCAAAUUGGGGCUUCACUGGGCCAGUUUAUGGGCCCUCUGCCGUCCCUGCAGCAACGCCCUGGCCACAAAAUUGGGUUCUUUGAGCAGGGCUUCGUAACAGGAGGCAUUCUCAUUCUCACCUCCCUUUUUGCUAUGGGAGCUGCAGCUGGGUACCACGUUUGGAAGAUGCGUUAA
Penicillium concentricum is the source of this 1422-nucleotide messenger RNA. Its product is annotated as aldehyde dehydrogenase PutA. NCBI's taxonomy places the organism in Eukaryota, Fungi, Ascomycota, Eurotiomycetes, Eurotiales, Aspergillaceae. The transcript is spliced from 5 exons. Bases 1 to 1422 code for a protein of 473 amino acids. The record is from RefSeq and is a predicted model, not a curated record. Gene Ontology annotation, molecular function: oxidoreductase activity, acting on the aldehyde or oxo group of donors, NAD or NADP as acceptor.